AUGGAGUAUUUUAAGGUUGUUGUCAACAACAUAAACAUAGAUUCUGCGAUCUCCGAAUAUACCAGGCUCAUGUACUAUGAGCUGUGCCACAGUCGAAACGCGUAUCUUCAUGAGCUUCAAGAGCCUCGGUUGAACUACACGCUAAUCGCCGGGGCAAUAACAGAAACUGUGAAAAUCACCGAUGGCAUCAAAGCUGCUACGCUCGCAACGGGCCGUGAUGUUUUGGGAGUAUGGGAUAGAACUCUGAUAGGGGUGGGACAUUUUGGCAUGGAUGUGGGGUUCUUGCAUGGCAGGAUAAGCGAGCUGAUUAGGCUGUGCGAGGCGGCCGAAAUUGUUGACGCAAAGGAGAAAGAAAAAGCCAUAGCUGAAGCGGAGAUGAAUGAUAUCCUGUACAAGGUGUCAAAGGUGAGUGUGGUGAUUAAGAAUUUGGAUGAGGAAACCCAGGCACACAGCGGCGGGGAGAGGGUAGAGGAGGUUUUCAAGAAUGUUGCGAGUGCUGAUUGGUGA
Messenger RNA from Ipomoea nil (Japanese morning glory), 507 nucleotides. RefSeq names its product B3 domain-containing protein Os01g0234100-like. Bases 1 to 507 code for a protein of 168 amino acids. NCBI's taxonomy places the organism in Eukaryota, Viridiplantae, Streptophyta, Magnoliopsida, Solanales, Convolvulaceae. The transcript has a single exon. The record is from RefSeq and is a predicted model, not a curated record.